Scaptodrosophila lebanonensis is the source of this 669-nucleotide messenger RNA. It is a transcript of the gene fabp, whose product is annotated as probable fatty acid-binding protein. NCBI's taxonomy places the organism in Eukaryota, Metazoa, Arthropoda, Insecta, Diptera, Drosophilidae. Gene Ontology annotation, cellular component: nucleus; cytosol. Gene Ontology annotation, molecular function: fatty acid binding. The record is from RefSeq and is a predicted model, not a curated record. Gene Ontology annotation, biological process: fatty acid transport. Bases 86 to 481 code for a protein of 131 amino acids. The transcript is spliced from 3 exons.
AGUUGGUCUAAGAGCGUUGCCCGGUGCUAGUCGUCGUUUGUUUCUCCUUCCCGUCAGAUUCGAUAAAUUCAAGUAGCAAAUCAAAAUGUCCGCGUUCGUUGGCAAGAAGUACAAACUGGACAAAUCCGAGGGUUUUGAUGAAUACAUGAAGGAACUUGGCGUUGGCAUGGUGCUGCGCAAAAUGGGUAACAGUGUCAGUCCCACUGUGGAGCUGACCCAGGAUGGUGAUACUUAUACCUUCACCACAACCUCAACCUUCAAGACGUCCGCCAUUUCGUUCAAGCUGGGCGAGGAGUUCGACGAGGAGACCCUGGAUGGUCGCAAGGUGAAGAGCAUCAUUACGCUCGAUGGCAACAAACUGACGCAGGAGCAGAAGGGCGAUAAGCCGUCGACCAUUGUACGCGAGUUCAACGACAGCGAGCUGAUAACUACCCUUACCAUUGGCAACGUGAAGUCCGUGCGCGUCUACAAAUCGGUUUAGGGCCAACGCGAGACUCCACUCCACUCCAAUCGCACAUCCACACACACGACUGAACAUGAAUUUAGUUCAAUAUAUUAACUUUGCAUUAAACAAACAAACAAACUAAGUUGUUCUACAACUAUUAUUGUUAUUGAUUAACAAACAAACAAAAACGCACUUUAACUCUUAAUGUUAAUUUAACAAUGAAA